CUACAGCUUCUGGUAGCCUAUGGAACCAGACACGAUGGGGCAACAACCGACCACGGGCGAAGCAGGUGAGGAGUACAGGACAUCGUCCAACCGAGCACUGAGGGAUCUGAAGGAACGAAUUAGGCAGGAAGCAUCGCUGAGAUGGGCUGACCUAACUAAUGACGGAGAACCCGGCGUAAUGGGCGAGCCGGUCGUGACAGAGCCGGAGGAGACUUUAAAGACUGGGACGUCGAGCGCUCGACGAGAAGCGACGACACGACGCUCCCCCGAGUAUGAGAGAGGAGAUCUAGACGGAGACCGACGGGAUGACUCGCGCGGGCGGUAUGACCGCGGGGGAUUCACGAGAGAACAACGCGAUGAUUCGCGGGGGUGGUACGACCGAGGAGAUCGACGCGAUGAGUCACGCGAGCGAUACGACCAUGGAGACCGCCAGAAUGACUCCCGGGGACGAUAUGAGCAAGGAGGAUCUAGAGGAGACUGCCGCAAUGAUUCGCGCGACCGGAAUGAGAGAGGGAGAUAUGGCGCGUCAUCCGAUCCGUAUACAAAGUUCCCUGACCCCAGAGCAGCGAGGGGUUCGACCUCUAGGAGCGCAGACGACAGGCCACCCUCUCCCAGGAACUCUUGCGUCUACUGUAGAGGGGAUGAUCAUAUCAAGAGAGACUGCCCGGAUCUCAAACGGGCAAUAGAUGAGAGACUUGUCGUGCUGGAUGACCGCAAGUACGUCAAGUGGGCAGAUGACCUGGGAGACGUAUCAAUGUUCCCUUCGAUGAAGGAGAAUGUAAAAGCAAGGAGAGUAAGGCCGAGUAAAGGAAAGGAGCCGGUUAGGAGUCAGAGCAUCAAGAUAACUUUCGAAGGAGAUAUGGCAACCACAUACAUAAGGGUGGCAGCUACCAAGUCGGCGAUAGGGUCUACAUCGAGGAAGACUGACACGGAUUACGUGAUGGCGGAGAAGGACGAACAACGGAUCGAUGGAGAGGAGGUUAUUCUUUCACCGCGAAAGAGGGACGCGAAGAAGUUCUUGAUGAAGAGUUCGUUGGAUGAGAUUGACACGGUCAAGCCACUGAGACGGGCCCUUCGGCAGCCCAUGCAGUGCUCUAUUCUAGAAUAUCUGGCAGCAUUCAAGCCGGCUCGCGACGAGUUACAGAUUAUCACGCGGAAGACUCGCAUACCUCUAUCAGAGGAGGCUCAGGUGGCCGCUAAGGCGGAUGCCCCUACUGUAGCAGUAUCAGAGGUGACUGCUAGAGCAGAUCGCAUGGUGACAGUUCUUCUUGAUGAGAUGGAAGGUGUGCCUCCAGACAAGUUUUACAUACUUGGUAGUGGGACCGUGGAGGCGAUCCUAAACAACGGACCGGUACUAGAUGCUGUGAUCGAUAACGACAGUGAGACUGUCAUUAUAGACGAGGAUCUGGCAGAGCAAGUUGGACUGAGACUCGAUAGGUCAUACCUAUUCGAAAUAGGAACUGCUGAUGGGAGAAAGCAACAGAUCACAGGGGUUUGUCACAAGGCAGCCAUAGAGGUCCAAGCGGUACGAGUGACCCUGCCAGUCUUUGCAGUCAAGAAUUGCAGCUCUGACCUGCUCUUGGGACGGACGUGGCUAAGCCACGUGCAUGCGGUGACGAUAGAGCGACCCGACAGGAGUCAGACACUGUCCAUUAAGAAGUUAGAUGAGACGCGGGUUAUGAUUGAGACGGUAGAGCCUCGAGACCCGAGGAACAGAGCAACUCUCGCUGUGGGUGCGGGACCCAGUGAUCGGAUUAAGUCAUUACCUAUCUCCGGCCGCGCGGUGCGAUUUCGCGAGAAGAAGUAUGGACCCCUGCUCACAGAAGAAGAAGGCCGAAUUGUAGAAGUGAAAGAUUUAGGAAAUCGGCUGAUAAUGGAUGGGAACUCUUAUCCAAAGGAAAGGAACGAAGAAUUCGGCGGCGUGAUAACUGUGUCUUUUUCAAGGGCACAGCCCACCUACGCGGAGCAACCCAAACACCACAAGCGAGUAGGUUAGAAAGUUAAACCUACUGCGGUACGUCGAGAGCGAUCUGCGCGAGAAGGAAUAUCUGAAGAGGAGAUCGCCAAAGAGAUUAAGGAAAGGGAAAAAAAGAGUCACAACGUUUAAUAGAGGAUAGGAUAGCAGGGAUGGAUAUCGACGAUGAGAACUUAACCCCGCAGGAAAGAGAACGAGUAUUAAAGGUACUCAAGACUUACGAUAAGGCUACAGCUUUCAGCGA
This is a messenger RNA of Chara braunii, 2219 nucleotides long. NCBI's taxonomy places the organism in Eukaryota, Viridiplantae, Streptophyta, Charophyceae, Charales, Characeae. The record is from the annotation of a GenBank genome assembly.